UGUUUGUCAAGAGAUCAGAGGAACAUGGCUUCAUCCUUUCUGAGCUUCUCCCUCCUCUUCAUCACUGUCUACACAGCAGAUGGAUUUAUGCAUUAUGUGGAGACCAGCUGUGAGUUUAACACCACUAAGCUGGAGGACAUCAGGUUCAUCCAGUCUUAUUAUUACAACAAGUUGGAGUACACCAGGUUUGACAGCAGUGUGGGAAAGUAUGUUGGAUUCACUGAGUACGGAGUGAAGAACGCAGACUACUGGAACAACAUUCCUUCACAGCUGGCUCAGGCGAAAGCUCGGAGGGAGACGUACUGCCUAAACAACGUUAAGAUUGACCACCAGGCUGCUCUGACUAAGUCAG
Molecule: messenger RNA, 352 nt
Organism: Scomber scombrus (Atlantic mackerel)
Lineage: Eukaryota; Metazoa; Chordata; Actinopteri; Scombriformes; Scombridae
Product: H-2 class II histocompatibility antigen, I-E beta chain-like
Exons: 2
Biological process (GO): antigen processing and presentation; immune response
Cellular component (GO): MHC class II protein complex; membrane
Source: RefSeq, a predicted model, not a curated record